AUGGCAUCUAUGUUGAGUGAUAACGGAUCAGAGACCUUUGAUCGUGUCUCUAAUCAUAAUGAGAUCGAUACUUCUAAAUUAACAAAUAUUGCUAGUAUAUUAACCACACCAGGUUUUGAUUCAUCAAGAUUACAUCCAUUAGCUGGUCUGGAGAAAGGUGUUGAAUAUAUGGACCUUGAGGAUGAACAACUAUCUACUAUGGAAGGUUCUCAAGGACUAAUUCCUUCUCGUGGUUGGUCUGAUGAUUUAUGUUAUGGUACAGGUGCAGUAUAUUUAUUAGGUUUAGGUAUUGGUGGUUUUAGUGGAUUUAUACAAGGUGUUAAAGCUAUUCCACCGAAUGCAAGUGGUAGAUUACAAUUAAAUACUAUAUUGAAUAGUGUCACUAAACGUGGUCCAUUUAUGGGGAAUAGUGCUGGUAUAUUAGCAUUAGGUUAUAAUAUUAUUAAUUCAAGUAUUGAUGGCUUUAGAGGUAAACAUGAUGUUGCAGGAUCUGUUAUUGCAGGAGGUCUUACAGGUGCAUUAUUCAGAUCUUCAAGAGGUCCAAAACAAAUGGCUUAUGCAUCUGGUAUAGUAGCAGGUGUAGCAGGUCUAUGGAGUGGAAUGAAAGAUAAGAUCUUAGAAUAA
This is a messenger RNA of Maudiozyma saulgeensis, 624 nucleotides long. The record is from the annotation of a GenBank genome assembly. NCBI's taxonomy places the organism in Eukaryota, Fungi, Ascomycota, Saccharomycetes, Saccharomycetales, Saccharomycetaceae.